GCCACUCUGCGCGCCGGCGGGGGCUGCGCAGGAGGAGCGCUCCGCCCGGCUACAACGCUCCGCGAGCCGGCGCGGCAACACCUGUUCGCGGCAGCCUGGGCGGCACGCGAGCUCCCGGACGCGGCUCUCCUCGCUCGCCGCUCGCCACCCGUUCUAAGCCAAUGGACAUCUGCCGAGCCUCUGGAGAAUCCUGGAUACUAGCUUUGGACGCCUAAAGUUUCUUUUUCUUUUUGUUUUAUUAUUAUUAUUUUUUGGAGGGGGGACCGGGAGGGGAGAUUUGUCGCCGCCACCAACGUGAGAUUUUUUUUUUCCCCUUGAAGGAUUCAUGCUGAUGUCUGCAGAGUCGGUUAGAGAGUAAAAACAGCGCAUGCCUUCCUGGAGUCAGGAUCCGUAAAUUCUGACGUAGCCCGUGCAUCUUAAAAAUCCCUAUAAUAACGCCUAGGCAUUUAAGUUGCUAUGGUCAUUCUGAUCUCAAACCAAAUGGAGAAACUACGGAUGUUUUUUCCUUAUUACGGUCGGAUGGGAUGAAGACCUUCCUGCCUGCUAAGAGCUGGGGAUCUACCUAUAGAGAUACAUAGAUAUGUUUAUCAGUAUGUCAGUGUGUGAGUAUAAAGUGGUGGUUUCUUAGACUAUCAGUGGUUUGACCUUGAACCUGUGCCAGUGAAACAGCAGAUUACUUUUAUUUAUGCAUUUAAUGGAUUGAAGAAAAGAACCUUUUUUUCUCUCUCUCUCUCUGCAACUGCAGUAAGGGAGGGGAGUUGGAUAUACCUCGCCUAAUAUCUCCUGGGUUGACACCAUCAUUAUUGUUUAUUCUUGUGCUCCAAAAGCCGAGUCCUCUGAUGGCUCCCUUAGGUGAAGUUGGGAACUAUUUCGGUGUGCAGGAUGCGGUACCGUUUGGGAAUGUGCCCGUGUUGCCGGUGGACAGCCCCGUUUUGUUAAGUGACCACCUGGGUCAGUCCGAAGCAGGGGGGCUCCCCAGGGGACCCGCAGUCACAGACUUGGAUCAUUUAAAGGGGAUUCUCAGGCGGAGGCAGCUAUACUGCAGGACUGGAUUUCACUUAGAAAUCUUCCCUAAUGGUACUAUCCAGGGAACCAGGAAAGACCACAGCCGAUUUGGCAUUCUGGAAUUUAUCAGUAUAGCAGUGGGCCUGGUCAGCAUUCGAGGCGUGGACAGCGGACUCUACCUCGGGAUGAAUGAGAAGGGGGAGCUGUAUGGAUCAGAAAAACUAACCCAAGAGUGUGUAUUCAGAGAACAGUUCGAAGAAAACUGGUAUAAUACGUACUCAUCAAACCUAUAUAAGCACGUGGACACUGGAAGGCGAUACUAUGUUGCAUUAAAUAAAGAUGGGACUCCGAGAGAAGGGACUAGGACUAAACGGCACCAGAAAUUCACACAUUUUUUACCUAGACCAGUGGACCCCGACAAAGUACCUGAACUGUAUAAGGAUAUUCUAAGCCAAAGUUGACAAAGACAAUUUCUUCACUUGAGCCCUUAAAAAAGUAACCACUAUAAAGGUUUCACGCGGUGGGUUCUUAUUGAUUAGCUGUGUCAUCACAUCAGCUCCACUGUUGCCAAACUUUGUCGCAUGCAUAAUGUAUGAUGGAGGCUUGGAUGGGAAUAUGCUGAUUUUGUUCUGCACUUAAAGGCUCCUCCUCCUGGAGGGCUGCCUAGGGCCACUUGCUUGAUUUAUCAUGAGAGAAGAGGAGAGAGAGAGAGAGACUGAGCGCUAGGAGUGUGUGUGUGUGUGUUUGUGUGUGUGUAGCGGGAGAUGCGGGCGGAGCGAGAGCAAAAGGACUGCGGCCUGAUGCAUGCUGGAAAUAGACACGCUUUUACAUUUCUGAUCAGUUGUACUUCAUCCUAUAUCAGCACAGCUGCCAUACUUCGACUUAUCAGGAUUCUGGCUGGUGGCCUGCGCGAGGGUGCAGUCUUACUUAAAAGACUUUCAGUUAAUUCUCACUGGUAUCAUCCCAGUGAACUUAAAGCAAAGACCUCUUAGUAAAAAAUAAAAAAAAAUAAAAAAUAAAAAUAAAAAAAAGUUAAAUUUAUUUAUAGAAAUUCCAAAGGCAACAUUUUAUUUAUUUUAUAUAUUUAUUUAUUAUAUAGAGUUUAUUUUUAAUGAAACAUGUACAGGCCAGAUAGGCAUUUUGGAAGCUUUAGGCUCUGUAAGCAUUAAAUGGCAAAGUCCGCUAUGAACCUGUGGUAAAUUCAUGCAAGUAGAUAUAACGGUGCAUGGAUAUGAGAAAUUCUAAUGACCCUAAUGUACUAAAGGCGACAAUCUCUUUUGUGCCCAUAUUAUUGUAAACUUAUGCACAUCGCUCAUGACACUGAGUAUUCACUCUUCAGACUGCUUGUUUCAUAGCUUAUCCCAGAGGAUUAAAGAUAAACUGGGUCUCAAAC
Symphalangus syndactylus (siamang) is the source of this 2398-nucleotide messenger RNA. It is a transcript of the gene FGF9, whose product is annotated as fibroblast growth factor 9. The record is from RefSeq and is a predicted model, not a curated record. Gene Ontology annotation, molecular function: growth factor activity. Lineage: Eukaryota; Metazoa; Chordata; Mammalia; Primates; Hylobatidae.